This is a messenger RNA of Oryza brachyantha (malo sina), 1755 nucleotides long. Its product is annotated as synaptotagmin-2-like. The transcript is spliced from 12 exons. Gene Ontology annotation, molecular function: lipid binding. Bases 1 to 1542 code for a protein of 513 amino acids. The record is from RefSeq and is a predicted model, not a curated record. Gene Ontology annotation, cellular component: endoplasmic reticulum. Lineage: Eukaryota; Viridiplantae; Streptophyta; Magnoliopsida; Poales; Poaceae.
AUGGUGUCACUUGGACUAGUUGCAUCUCCAAGAAAGGAUGUUGAAGUUCGCCCACUGGUGGAAUUUGACUCAAAUUCUUUGGAUGGUAUCCUUCAUGAAAUUCCUUUGUGGGUCAAGAAUCCUGACUGUGAUAGAAUUGAUUGGGUGAACAGAUUUCUGGAGAUGAUGUGGCCUUACCUCAACAAGGCCAUCUGCAGAACUGCACAGGAUUUUGCAAAGCCAAUUAUUGCAGAGAAUAUAGAAAAGUACAAAAUAAAUUCUAUUGAAUUUGAAACACUUAAUUUGGGUAGUUUACCACCAACCUUUCAAGGAAUGAAAGCAUAUGUUACAGAAGAGCAGGAGUUGAUAAUGGAACCAUCUAUUAAGUGGGCAGCAAAUCCCAAUGUUACUGUUAUUGUAAAGGCUUAUGGGUUGAAAGCAACUAUACAGGUUGUCGAUCUGCAAGUCUUUGCCUCACCUCGUAUUACUCUAAAGCCUUUGGUGACUACAAUUCCUUGCUUUGCAAAAAUCCUUGUCUCUCUCAUGGAGAAGCCACAUGUUGAUUUUGGGCUAAAACUUCUUGGAGCUGAUGUAAUGGCUAUUCCUAUUCUUUACAGUUUUGUUCAGGAGACCAUCAAGAAGCAACUUGCAAGCAUGUAUUUAUGGCCAAAGACACUUGAAGUGCCUAUAAUGGAUCCCUCAAAAGCUUCUAAAAGGCCUGUUGGUAUUCUACUUGUGAAAGUUUUAAGAGCUCAAAAUCUACAAAAGAAGGAUCUGUUGGGUAAAUCAGACCCAUAUGUGAAACUUACAAUGUCAGAUGACAAGCUGCCAUCCAAGAAAACAACGGUGAAGCGCGGUAAUCUUAAUCCAGAGUGGAACGAAGAUUUCAAAUUUGUUGUGACAGAUCCUGAAACUCAGGAACUGGAAAUUAAAGUCUUCGACUGGGAACAGGUUGGAAAGCAUGACAAGAUGGGUAUGAACAAGAUUCUGUUGAAAGAACUCCCCCCAGAGGAGACUAAAGUUGCAACUUAUAACUUGCUUAAGACCAUGGAUCCAAAUGAUAUACACAAUGAGAAGUCUCGUGGUCAAAUUACUCUGGAGAUGACAUAUAAACCAUUCAAGGGAGAUGAUAUAGAGAAAGGUGUCCACGGUACUGAAGCAGUAGAGAAAGCUCCUGAUGGUACUCCAGCUGGUGGUGGGCUGCUUUAUGUUAUUGUUCAUGAAGCUCAAGAUCUUGAAGGGAAGCAUCACACCAACCCAUAUGCAAAAAUAAUUUUCAAAGGAGACGAGAAGAAAACGAAGGUGAUCAAGAAAAACAGGGAUCCACGAUGGGAGGAUGAGAUUGAGUUUGUGUGUGAGGAACCCCCUGCAAACGACAAACUACAUGUUGAAGUCCUAAGUAAACCCCCCAAAAAAGGGUUGAUACAUCGCAAGGAAACUUUAGGCUACACUGAUAUAAGCCUCGGGGACGUGAUCAGCAACAAGCGGAUUAAUGAAACAUACCAUCUUAUAGAAUCCAAAAACGGUCGGAUUCAAAUCGAAUUGCAGUGGAGAACUUCAUAGAAACUGCAAGGAAAUACCAAAAUAGGCGAACGCCUGAACAAUGAGGUACAGGAGGAUACUUCUGAAUGCUGGAUGUUGCUACAAAACAAUUUGCCAAUACCCGUGCCUAGAGUCGUUUUGAAAAACAAUAUGGUUAAGGUCCUGUAGAUACUUCAUUUGCUCUUAAACACCUUUUGUUUUGUUUAUGAGAUGUGUCCUAACCAUAUGUUUGGU